Messenger RNA from Sporothrix schenckii 1099-18, 2058 nucleotides. RefSeq names its product coatomer subunit delta. The transcript is spliced from 5 exons. NCBI's taxonomy places the organism in Eukaryota, Fungi, Ascomycota, Sordariomycetes, Ophiostomatales, Ophiostomataceae. Gene Ontology annotation, biological process: endoplasmic reticulum to Golgi vesicle-mediated transport; Golgi localization; retrograde vesicle-mediated transport, Golgi to endoplasmic reticulum. The record is from RefSeq and is a predicted model, not a curated record. Bases 1 to 2058 code for a protein of 685 amino acids. Gene Ontology annotation, cellular component: cytosol; COPI vesicle coat.
AUGCCUCGUGCAGGCGUAGAACAGGUCGAAAGUGAAUGUUAUGAAGUAAGGAGGGGUCUGGAAGAGUGGAAGGGUAUAGGAGUGAAGAGCUCCUGGAUCGUUGGCCGUUAUAGAAAGAACAAGAGUAGAAAGGGUGUCCUGGCCUCAGAACGGUGCGGCUGCCUUUCGCAGGUUUGGGAUAAAUUUCACGAAGAAAGCGCGACCAUGAGCGGGCGUGUAGCGCUUGCCGCACAUGGACUAGCGUAUUUCAUCUCCUUCCCCUCCCAAGAGCUGUUGGCUGAGAGCACAGCCUGGUGCCCGCUGAGCACUGUGCUGUGCGCACGGACCAAGACGUUUGCGAAGGGGACAACUAAUGUGAAAAUGGUGCCCCCUAAUGAGAGAGGGGCGGAUUGGCGAUUUGGGCACCUCGCCGACCGACUUCACGACCUCUCGCUCGAACAACAUUGCUUUGUGCCUCUUCACGUCCCUAUAUCGCGGAUCCAACGACGACCAGUCCUCCACGAUUCAACAACAAGCUUCAACAUGGUUGUCCUCGCCGCGUCCAUCUGCACCCGAGGCGGUAAAGCCGUGCUCUCGCGUCUCUUCCGCGAGAUGCCCCGGUCCCGCGUCGAAGCGCUGCUUGCCUCCUUUCCCAAGCUUGCCGACAGCGGCACCCAGCACACCACCGUUGAGCAGGACAACGUCCGCUUCGUCUACCAGCCCCUCGAUGAGCUUUACAUGGUUCUUAUCACGAACCUCCAGUCCAACAUCCUGCAGGACAUCGACUCGCUGCACCUCUUCGCACAGGUGGUGACGGGGCUGUGCAAGUCGCUCGACGAGCGCGAGAUCACGCGCAAUGCGUUCGAGCUGCUGAGCGCGUUCGACGAGCUGGUGACGCAGGGCUACCGCGAAAACCUGACCAUGAGCCAGAUCAAGACGUUUAUGGAGAUGGAGAGUCACGAGGAACGCAUACAGGAGAUUAUUGCUCGUAACAAGGAACUAGAAGCCACAGAAGAGCGCAAGCGGAAAGCGAAGCAGCUGGAGAUGCAGCGCAAGGAGUCUGCACGGCGGGGCAUCAGCAGCGCGCCGCGCACACCUGUGUACCCGACAUACACACCGCCAGUGCAGACCACGACGGAGACCUACGACUCCUACGAAGCGGAGAAGAAGAAGAACAGACCAGCAACUACCCUCAAGGGCAAGGGCAUGCAGCUCGGCAAAAAGUCCAAGACGACCGACAUGUACGAGCGGGUUCGUGGCGAACUUGGCCCCGAGGCCGAUACGCUCGUAGCUGCCCCUGCGCCGGCCGCUACCCCUGCAGCAGACCACACCGCCAGCCGUGCGUCGACAACGCUGGACCGCGACGCCAUUCACAUUGUGGUCAACGAGUCGGUCAACGCCAAAAUCACACGGGACGGUGUCGUGAACUCGCUGGCCAUUAGCGGCGACCUCAACCUGCGCGUGUCGGAUGCCAGUCUCACCAAGGUCAAGCUGAACCUUGACGCGCAACCGACACACGGCGCUCAGUUCCGGACGCACCCCAACGUCGACAAGAACCUGUUCAACUCGUCCAGGAUCAUCCAGAUGAGCAACACCGCCAAGGGCUUCCCCGUCAACCAGUCGGUCGGUGUGCUGCGGUGGCGGGCGUCGCCCAAGGUGGACGAUACGGCGGCUCUGCCCAUCAGCUUCACGGUGUGGGUGAACAAAGACGGCGACGGUAACUGCACCCUGACGGUGGAGUACGAGCUGACGGGUGGCGAUGCACUGGACGACGUCGUGGUGUCGAUCCCGUUCGCAGUCGAGCCCACGGUGUCGAGCUUUGACGCGACAUAUGAAGUCGCCGGCGACAGCAUCGAGUGGCAGGUGGGCUCGGUGGACGAGAACAACGCUUCGGGCUCGUUUGAGUUUGACGCACAGACGGACGACGAGAACGAUUUCUUCCCCAUGCAGGUCCGCUUCUCCAAGUCGACGCCGUUCGUUUCUGUCGAUGUGACUUCGGUCGAACUGGUUGAGAUGGAUGAGGAGGUGGCGUUCUCCAAGGACGUCAAGUGCACGGCGGAUAACUACUCGAUCGAGUAG